Molecule: messenger RNA, 1725 nt
Organism: Aspergillus tanneri
Lineage: Eukaryota; Fungi; Ascomycota; Eurotiomycetes; Eurotiales; Aspergillaceae
Gene: smp3
Product: glycosylphosphatidylinositol-alpha 1,2 mannosyltransferase smp3
Exons: 4
Coding region: 1-1725 (574 amino acids)
Biological process (GO): GPI anchor biosynthetic process
Cellular component (GO): endoplasmic reticulum membrane
Molecular function (GO): alpha-1,2-mannosyltransferase activity
Source: RefSeq, a predicted model, not a curated record
AUGUGGAGACGAACAUACUUGCUGCUCUUAGUGAUCCGGAUUUACUUUACUCUUUCUCCUAGCUACCUGCAUCCGGACGAGAAUUUUCAGGGCCCUGAGGUGGUGGCAGGUAAGCUAAAUCCAUCCUCCCGAUUCUGCAUGACCGCGUCCUCCCUUCCGCCUCGCCGAUCUGGCAACGAUGGACGUCUCCUCUCCUAUCCCUCCAGGUUACCCUGGGAAUUCACUGCGGAGAACCCGAUCCGCAGCGCCUUUCCCCUAUGGCCGACCUACGAUGUGCCAAUAAGCCUCCUCAAAUGGUUCUACACCGAGACGGGGACCGUCAACCCACCCUCACAACUGGUCUACUAUGUUCUGCGAGGUGUGAUGUUCUUGUUAAGCUUCGUGCUGGAGGACUGGGCUGUUUAUGAGUUGGUGCCCUACCCGCGCCAUCGCCGAGCAACGGUGGUGCUGGUGGCAUCGUCCUAUGUCACAUGGACAUAUCAGACGCACACCUUCUCCAACGCCCUAGAGACACUGCUGGUCGCCUGGGGGCUCGUCCUCAUUCGCCGCAUUGUUGCAAACAAGCAACGCUCCUCCGUCUUCUCUUGCGCUGUGCUUUCCUUCAUUGCCGUCGCAGGCAUCUUCAACCGAAUCACCUUCCCGGCCUUUUUUGUCAUACCGGGGCUGCAGUUGCUGCCUUAUUUUUGGCGCAAGCCAGCUUCGUUCGUCUCCUUUGUCGGAUUUGGACUUCUAUUCCUCUGCAUUACUGUCAUCGUUGACACGGCAUUUUAUAGGCCCUCUGCAUCAUUCCGUGAUAUCCUCCGUGCGCCUAUUAUCACACCCAUCAACAACCUUCUCUACAACUCUGAUAGCUCUAACUUGGCUCUCCAUGGACUCCACCCUCGUUAUCAACACUUUCUAGUCAACCUUCCACAGCUCCUGGGGCCUGCGUAUGUGGUGAUGAUUCUGUCUUUUUGGAGUCUACCUGCUAUCCCUUCGUGGUCGAAGGACAUGCGUGCUGUUUCCGCUCUAUCUGCGACCAUGCUGUUAUCUAUCGUCCCUCACCAAGAGCCUCGCUUCUUAAUUCCAUGCGUCCCUUUGCUUCUCAGCUGCCUCCGCAUUCCCAAGUCGCGUUGGUUCCUGGCGGCCUGGGUGAUUUUCAACGCUGCCCUAGGAUUCCUGAUGGGUGUCUACCAUCAAGGCGGCAUCGUACCAGCUCAGCUUGCGAUCCCUUCAAUUAUCUCAGCGAAUGCAGUUACCCCAAACGGCGCCCCAUUGGGGUCUGCCCCAGUGUCGGCGGUGGUGUUGUGGUGGAAGACCUACUCACCCCCACUGUGGCUGUUGGGUGACAGCGCUAACCAUUCUUUGGAUAUUGAAUCCCGAGACUUGAUGGGCAUGUCGGGCCCCGAGAUGGACAAGGAACUUAGAAAAUUAAUCCCCUCUUGUCCUUCCAGGAACAAAAACGGUGCAGAGGACUUGGAUACUGAGCUAGCAAGACACCCCGAUGCAGUUUUCAUAGUAGCCCCGAAGUCUGCCAAGUAUCUGGACUCAUACACAAAGUUGGAAUCAGAUCGCCCAGAUCUGGAACUUCACGAGUUAUGGUCCUAUAGCAAGCAUAUCAACAUGGAUGAUCUAGAUUUCGGCACUGACGGAAUCAUUUCGACAUUGCGGCGGGUGAUUGGCAGGCGCGGAUUAGCAGUUUGGGCAGUUCGGAGGCAUUGCACCCGCGAGACCGACGAAAUCUAG